Salvelinus namaycush (lake trout) is the source of this 1485-nucleotide messenger RNA. RefSeq names its product MINDY family member 4B (gene mindy4b). The transcript is spliced from 12 exons. The record is from RefSeq and is a predicted model, not a curated record. NCBI's taxonomy places the organism in Eukaryota, Metazoa, Chordata, Actinopteri, Salmoniformes, Salmonidae. Gene Ontology annotation, biological process: protein K48-linked deubiquitination. Gene Ontology annotation, molecular function: cysteine-type deubiquitinase activity; K48-linked deubiquitinase activity. Bases 1 to 1485 code for a protein of 494 amino acids.
AUGGGGCUAGAUAUCAAGGGCAGUAGUUCUAGUCGUCAGGGUUCACAACUGGUUGCUUUAUUAUGUCCCUCGCUGCAGAUGGAAGAGGAUCCCGACAUUGUGAACCGCAACACCGAGCUGGAUGACAUCCUCAGACAAAUAUCAGAGCUGGACAAAUGGAGAAACAUCUUCAACUCCCGUGGGUUGGAAUUACAAGAUUGUAUCAUUAAAAGGCCUCUGGAGAGGACUAAGCUUGAGGAGGAAAGCGAGGAUGGCACAGGCAGGCCACCGUCCACUGCACAGCCGCCUCGUGGAAACGCCAACCUAUUGACAGUGCCCUACUCUAUCCCCCUGGCCCUGACUGUCUCUCCUAGCCUAGGAGGGCUCCCUAUCACACCCGAGUUAGCUGGGAACCUAAGGAAGAUUUUGUUCGGCAAUACUUUUUACGUCUUCAACUAUGAGUGGAAGAAGUCCUUCUUCAAAUUCAGGGAGCCCUACUCCAACCUGUCCUAUGCCCUGGAGGCAGAAAGAGGAGGAUCCCGUGCCAUUCAAAUGGUGGUCCAAGCGAACAUUAUCAAAUACUUGCUCUUCACCCGCCAGACCAACUCAGACUGUUGCAGACUGCAAAGUCUGAGUGAGGUGGGUGAAAAGGAGCAGGAGAGGGCUCUGGUCGUCGCUCUGACUGACAUUCUGUGGGCAGCUGGUGAGGAAAGGAGCGCCACCAUCUCCUUAGUGACAUCAGACUACUGUUUCACCCCCCACCUGGACUACAAACUGGACAACUUCACUGAGAGAUUACAGCUUUUUAGUUUCAACAAGAAAGAGGAUGUCAAGAAAUUUGUCUAUGAGCACAUCCAGUGUUUUGAAGAUGAGGGGAGUCAUGGAGUCAUCUUGUUUCUCUACAGCUUAAUCCUUUCAAGGACCAUCACCAGGUUGAGGGAGGAUCUUGACUGUACCACCUCUCACUUGCUCCAUUUGAGCCUUGGCAACUUUGUGUGUCGUCAGGCACUGAUGAAUCUGCUGCUAACGGGCCGAGCCAGUCCCAAUGUAUUCAAUGGAACUCUGCAGUGUGGUGACGACGGCAGCCCUCUGGAGAAGCCUCUACACGGGGUCCUGGCUCGCAGCGCCGUAGGCUACCUGCACUGGAGCCGCGAGCUGAUGGAACGUACAAAGCUGCCCAUGGUUGGAAGCAUGCUGAAAACACCAAGGUUGCCAAUUUGGGUGUGCAGUAUCAAUGGCACCUACAGCGUCCUCUUCAGUCCCAACCGCUCCCUGCUCUCUGACUGGAAGAUGGAGCACCUGUUCCACAUGUACUUCUACAAUGGCCAGCCAUCGCAACAAAGCACAGCCCUGCUGACCAUCGACACUCACUCCCACCACUGGGAAGUAGGGAUCAAGGACACCCAGGGAGACCCAGAGAAGAGGUUUCCCUCUGUAGAGAUGGCCGUUAGGACCAAAUGGGAGGGAGCUGCCAUCGACUGGAACGGAACCAUGCCUUUUUUCUGA